UGCACGCCGCUGCGGCUAACUCCGCCCUUUGGGCGCCUGUGACCUUCGCUUCUGGAGUCUCUGCUGGCCCGUGGCUCUCUUGCCCGGACCCGCGCCCACGAUGCUGGCGCUGCGCUGCGGCCGCCGUCUGCUCGGUCCCCUCUCCGGCCCGCGCUCCGCGCACCUGCGCCUACCCGCGGCCCGCGCUUGCAGCAGCGGCUCCCGAGACCCGUCCUCUUCCUCCCGGAACCCGCUCGUGUACCUGGACGUGGGCGCCGACGGGCAGCCGCUCGGCCGCGUGGUGCUGGAGCUGAAGGCAGAUGUCGUCCCAAAGACGGCAGAGAACUUCAGAGCCCUGUGCACUGGGGAGAAGGGCUUCGGCUACAAAGGCUCCACCUUUCACAGAGUGAUUCCGUCCUUCAUGUGCCAGGCCGGGGACUUCACCAACCACAACGGCACAGGGGGGAGGUCCAUCUACGGGAGCCGCUUUCCUGACGAGAACUUCAAACUGAAGCACAAGGGGCCAGGUGUCCUGUCCAUGGCAAAUGCAGGCCCCAACACUAACGGCUCCCAGUUCUUCAUUUGCACCAUAAAGACAGACUGGCUGGAUGGCAAACAUGUUGUGUUUGGCCAUGUCAAAGAGGGCAUGGAUGUCGUGAAGAAAAUAGAAUCUCUCGGCUCCAAGAGUGGGAAGACAUCCAAGAAGAUUGUCAUCACGGACUGUGGCCAGGCUUGCCGCCGGCAGGAAGUCGCAGUUCUCAGAUUUAGCCACCAGAGGGCAGCAGGGGACCAGCCGAUUCCUGCGAGAGGAAAGCUGGGGGAUUUUGAGUUGGCAAGGAUGUCGGAGGAGAGAGCUCCACCCCCACCAGUACUCUCUGGGCAGCCACCACCUGAAGCUCACGAAUGCCCGAGACAGAGGCAGCACAGCGGGGCACAGACAUUAUCCAGACGAAGAAACUGAGGCCCAGCGCAAGGGAGACCCAAGCCGCAUCUCCUGAUUCCCAGCAUCCACUGCUUCUUCCCAGGCCACUUGUCGCCACCACACCUGCUCCUGCAGCCUCAAGACUCAAGGGGAGUUUAACCUGGACGGGGUCACAGUGUUUCAGGCUUCGGGUAAGCGAGCCCUUAGCUCUGUGACGUCAGCAGCCAGUGUUCUGAUGCAUCCCACAUCCCAGGGCCUGGCACAGUGCCUGCCUCGUUAGUGGAGUGGCUAGGUGUUUCUGAACAGGGAAACUGAGGUCCAGAGAAGGGAGGUGACUUGCCAGACCUCUGAGGCUACUCACUCAGAGUGUGGCCUCAGAGAGCCUCGGUUUCCACACCUGUAAAGUGGGCCAUUGUUGCAGCUCGUUUACAGGGCGGAGUCAGAUGUCUAGAUGCUUGUAAACUGGCGUUUGGCACAUACAAGCACGUUUCUGUUACACAGGGGGCUUCCCUGCUCCCUCUGUACCUCGCAUCCUGGCUCUCAAAAGUGAGCUUGUUUCUCUGGAAAAUGUACGGAGGUUAUUAGGCACACCUCCCGAGGCAGACGGUUUCUUGGCUGGCAGCCGUAGCCCCAGCCCAGAACUCCUACCUGUAGCAGGGUCCUCUGCAUGGACUCGGGGGAACUCAAAGGAAGCUGAUCAGGGCCAGCUGGGAGCCACUUGCCGAGGACAGGGGGCAGGAACUGCAGGCUGGUGUGGGCCAAGGGAGCCUUGGUGCCAGUGACCAGGACCCAGAAUGGUCCUGGAGGGGAGCUGAGUGUGAGCGCUACCCCCUGGACAGGCUGCAAACUGCUCAAAAGUAGCGCACCAACUUUUCUGCCUGAUUAUGCAGUGCCUGGCCUGAAGCUGACGCUCAGAGCAGAGAAUGGACGAGUCAGAGGGCUCUAGAAAGCGAGUGUAUGGACUGUGGGUGGGCAGGGUUCUGAUCCAGGGUCGUAAAGCCCAUCCCUGUGCUUCCAGGUCUAAAGCCACACUGGGAAGACAUGGAAAUAGGGCAGGAGCCUUGGCUUCAUCUCAGUAAGCUUUCAAUGACUGGCUUUCCUAGCCAGGGGAAAGGAGAAAGAGUUUGGCUUCAUGUCAAACCUGGACUCAAACUACCUAUGAGCUGUGCGACCUUGGGCAAGCCACCUGACCUCUCUGAUCCUCCACUUCUUCAUCUGUAAAAGGAGAUGUCAGUAACACUUUUCUCACGAGACUGUUUUUACAACUCAAGGGAGAUCACAAAUAGAAAGUGCGUAGCACAUAAAAGUUAUUAAUGUUGUUUAUUAUUAUUACUGAUAGGAGGGGAAUACCAGCUGGUAGAAGGCCACUGAAAGUUGAAGCCACAAUUCCAAGCUGAAAGACCUGGGAAGGUCACAUCCCCUCCCUGCCCUCCAGACAUCUUGAUACACACCUACAGUAUCCCAGGGCAUGGCCUACACACCCCAGCGCCGGAGAGCUCCCUGGCGGCUGAGCUCACCGGCUCAGCCCAUUGCCUGCACUUCACGAUCUUGGGCUGAAGUCUGGGUCCCUGUACGCCCAUCCCAGUGAUCCCAGCCACACAGGGGCCAUGCAGACUCUCUGCUGGUCCCCAUAGGUCCGAUGUGAGCAGCUCUGAAGUCUUCCCUCCCCCAGACCAAACCCAGCCUGAUGUCCAGCUCCCCUCCCGGACUCUUCAUGCUGGCCCGAGCCCCUCCCUGAACCCGUCUUCCAAGUGGGGCCGGAGAGACCAGAGCAGGCAGGCCUGACACCACCCUUGCUCCCUGUGGCUUACACCUUGCAAAGCACCACCACAUAAAUCACACAACCUAACGUCCUGUGAGGGGCAUCUUAUCAUCCUCAUAUAUUACAGAUGAGGAAACCGAGGCUCCAAGACAUCAAAGGCCCUGCCAGAGGCCUGCAGCUUUACCUACCUGCCAAGGGCUAUUGGGAGAGAACUUUCUCCUUUAGAACCUUAACUUGCCCUUCUGUAACUUGGGCUGGGGGGGUUUAAUAACAUUUGCUGUACGUGUGAUAGGGAGAGAAGUAAAUGAGAUGACUGCCUUAAGGUAGUUUCUAACCAUAAAAAGCUCUGUAAGACUCUAUAACUGCUGUGUGACCUCUUGCAAGUCACUUGACCUCUCAGGGCCUCAAUUUUUCUCCUCUACACAAUAGGCUAAUAAGGGUACCUACCUGAUAGGGCUGUUGUGAAGAGUAAAUAAGUUAAUAUAUGCCAAGGUUUUAGAACAGUGCCUGGU
Lagenorhynchus albirostris (white-beaked dolphin) is the source of this 3175-nucleotide messenger RNA. RefSeq names its product peptidylprolyl isomerase F (gene PPIF). Gene Ontology annotation, cellular component: mitochondrion. NCBI's taxonomy places the organism in Eukaryota, Metazoa, Chordata, Mammalia, Artiodactyla, Delphinidae. The record is from RefSeq and is a predicted model, not a curated record. Gene Ontology annotation, molecular function: peptidyl-prolyl cis-trans isomerase activity. The transcript has 8 exons. Bases 101 to 940 code for a protein of 279 amino acids. Gene Ontology annotation, biological process: cellular response to hydrogen peroxide; protein folding; regulation of mitochondrial membrane permeability involved in programmed necrotic cell death.